CCCACAAGCACCAGUCUCGACGUCCACUCCGCGCGGUCCGCCGGUCGUAAUCCCAUAACAAACUUUUUUUUAAUUUAACCUAAAUCGCGUGUGAUUUGUUUACGAAUGCAACACACCAACUUUUCAAAUAUUGGGAUUCGACAUUCUUAAUUUAAAAAAUUGUGCGUUCGGAUACUCUGGUGAUUGUGUUUGAGGAUGUUACAGGAUCCUUCAGUGCAAGGUACCUAACAAGAACCAGAACGAAACCAGUAAAGUGACUUGACUCAAACCAGGCGAAAGACCGCGGACGAUCGAGAAUCCCGAAUCCUACGAGCCGGAGACGUCACAAAAUGGCGUCUACCGACACUUCGACCUCCAGUCAAAUAUCUGCCGUAGCAGCUGAAGAACACAAGCGUACCGUCGACGAAGCGUUCCUCAACAAAUUGAAGAGUCUCGUCGAACGUUUGAGGCUUGAAAACGCAACCUUGAAGAAGUCGCUCGACAUCGAGCGGAGCGAGGGUAGAGCACUUAAGGCCCGAUUCAAUAGCGAAAUCAGAAAUUUAAAGACUGAAUAUAAAAAGAAAGAAGAUUUGCUAGAGAAACAAUUAAGAUCAUUAAACAAACCAGAAAAGUUCGAAGACUCAUUAGCGAGCAAUAAACUUCUGGAAUUGAAACGAUUGUCAACAGAAAUUCAGUCUUUAAAAACUGCAAAUAAAGGGCUUCACGAAAAACUCAAGGUUGCACAGGCGGCAGAAUGCGCUCGCGCUGCUGAGUUGCGCGCGCAGGUUGCUAAGCACAACGCGUUGGAACAAGCAGCGCGGAGAGAUGCGAGAGCGCAGUGUCAGAAAUUGCUGGAGGAAAUAAAAUCGAAAGAGCGAGUGAUCAUCCAAUUAAGGAGAGAGGCGGCGCGGACGUCAUCGCAGAAUGAACAGGCGCAGAGGAUGGAGUGCGGAACCUCAGAGUUCAUCAGAAAGCGUGGUGAUCAGGGAAAAGAGAAAAGCAAUCGAGAAGAUCUCAAAACCGACAUACAACAUAGGAAAGAAACAUUUUAUAGGGAGGCUCCGUCUGACGGCGAUUCGGCGGUGUCCUCCGCGCCCGCUUCGCUCUCACCACAGCCGCUCAACGAUAUGUGGUCAUGCGGGCAGUGCCGCAGUUCGGCGGAGCGCGCGGCGAGCGCGGCGCGCGAGUGCACGCGGCUCGCGGACGCGCUACGAGACGCGCGCGACCAACUCGAGCUCAUGGAGUUCAGGCUGCUCGAGCUAGAGGACGCACAUCCCGAGAAGGGUGCUAGGGACAACCUAACAGACUCGGAUUCGGGCUGCGUGUCCCCAGGCUCCCGAAUUAAGGACUCGGCAUCACCGGAACUAAAGCGAAUGGACUCCGGAUACAAGUCCCCACACACGCCAAGCAGUCCUUGCAAUCCCCGAAGGCAGCUCAAUACUCCGCACGAUGAAUUCAAAGAAGAUUUCGCUAAAGCGCAAGUCAUGGCAGAUAUUUUGGACAGGAAUUCCGAAACCAGUGAUUCGUUGAAGAGCAAUCCAGUGAAGGAACAUCUGGAGCAGAUGAUAUUGAAUGCUGCCUCGGUGGACGACAGGAGCUGCUUGGAACAAGUUUUGAUGAUGUUGUACAAUUAUCAAGCGCUAAGCAGUUCUGUUAGCGAAGACGAAUGCUUUCAGGCAAAACCGAAAAGAAUAUGUGAUUUGAGAUUACGAACGGAAACCGACAUACUAUCGCACAAAACUCACAAAGCAAUCGCGACCGUCACACCGUACCAGCAGAAAGGAUACAAAUCCGAAUCACUCGAGAGUCUUUGCGAGGAAAGAAAACCAAAUAACAUAUUGCAAGAGAGCGGUAUAUUUGAGGGCGUCGAAACUGAGUGCAAAGAGACUCAAACCGACCUUAACGAUAGCUUUGAAUGCAGCGGUGAAUUGAACACUGAAAUACAACGACUGAAUAGUAUAAGGGAGAAGUUAGAGAAGCAGAGUAGGAAUAAAACGCUUAGCUCGAAAGAUGAAGUUGAUUGUUUAGAAUGUAAGUGUGUGAAGUUAGGGAAGAAACACAAACAGUAUUACGAGAGGAGGCUCAAGUUCUUGGAAGGGAAGAUAUCGAUAUACGAAGCGGCACAGGAUGUUAAGGAGUCUAAAUUAGCGCAACGCUUGCAAAAGGAGUUCUUACUUGAGAAUAGGAUACAAGAAUUGGAAACGCAAUUAAGUGAACUUCAGGACAAAUACGAAAGGCUUGAAGAGGAAUGUUGUGAAUUAGAAGAAAUUGAAAAUGACACUCGACUACAUUGGCAACAGCUGGAAAUGGACUACGAGUUGUGUUCAGUGCAACUGAGAGACAUGACGGAACAGCGCGAGUUUUCCCGCGCGCAAGCGGAGCGCUUGCUGCAGGAGCUCGCUGAUAGAGAGUGUGCGCUGAAGUCUAGAGAGAACGAACUUCUAUCAAGGCUUAGCAGUUUGGAGCGAGCGGUGCCUGCGUUGAUAGCAUGGAAUGUCAUACGUGUAUUUGGCGCCGUUGUCGAUGUUGGAAGUCAGAGAGCGCUAAUAAGUCGCAUGGGUCCAUUCGACCAGGACACAAAGAAGACGAUAGCCACAAUCAAGCAGAUGCGUCGUGUUGAAGAGAGGAAUUGUACCGCGGUGGCUGCUUGGAACAAUAUGCAAGUGGCCACGGGAGGCGGGGUGAAAGUACUGGAGAAACAGAUCACAACAUUGCUCUCAGAGAAGAAACAAAUCGAACAAAAGAUGAAUGAAGUAUGUAAAAACCUUGAAGCUAAAGUAAAGAAGUUGGAACAAGAACUAGACACGGCGAGGAGACAAAUCGCGGCCGCUGUUAAUGGCGCUGAUAUCAAGAAAGAUAGAAUUGAAGAAAAAGUUGAAGAACUGGAAGUCAAAUUACGACAGGAAAAAGAAGAUGAGAAGCUUCCAGCGGACGGAUUCGCGAGCGGCAAAAUAAGAGCACUAUUGCUGAGUGAACAAGAACUAAAGAACCGAGUGUCAGAAUUAGAAAGACGAGAGACCGCGUAUUUGGAGAUGUUGUCUCAAGCAGAUGACAUGUGGGCAGAAAUGGAGGGUGGUUAUAAGAAGAAGAUUGAGGAAUCGCAUGCUACAGAGAAUCUGCUUAAAGGAAAGGUAAUGAAACUAGAAAGUGAACGCGAUCAAUAUAAGAAAUGUUUCGAGCCGCUAAAGAAGAAACUACGUGAAGUAGAAGAGUCUGAAUCUGGAAUGAGAAUAGCAUUAGAGAAAGCAGAAAGAGACGCUAAAGCUUUAAAAGCACACAAUAAUCAACUAACAGCUCUGUUUGGGAAGGCCGAUGCGGAGACCAAGAAGGCGGAAGCUGCCUUUAAAAACGUCGAGAAUAAGUUUAAAAAAGAAAUAGACCACCUCCGUAAAAUGAACAAACAACUGGAUGAGGAUUUGAAGAAUCAUCGCGAAGUAUCCAAAAAGACUGAAAUGACGUUUAUUGGAGACCUCGAAUGUAUCAGAAAGGAGCUGACUAGAGCCUGCAAGAAUAACCAAGAGUUGGAAGUUACUAAUAGCGAACUUAAGGAGGAGGUGGAAUCUCUGGAAAAGCAGCUAGCGUUAACGCAGAAAGCCUUGAACCAAUGCAAGCGGAAAUGUGACGAGAAAUUAAAGACGAUUAGUCACGAGUUGUCGAUAAAGACUGAAGAGUUGGAGGAGAUGAGGAGUGAGAACAUGCGACAGACGUACCACGCGUCUAGAGUUGAUCUCAAACCGGACAGAACUGAAUACGUUGAUGAAGGCUAUUCGAUAUACAACGCCGUACCAAAGAGCGAUUUCGGAAGAAUGCAUCACAGCAUGAGCUACAUCACCUCAGAGGCAAGAUGCUCCUGUCCGUCCAUGAGAAGCCAACUAGUUAGCCAGUUAAUAGAAGACCUGUUUGAUAGAAUACACAAUACCGUCGAUGACGACUUGGCUAGACUAUGUAAGGAGAUUGUCCCGGUUAACGGUGAAAUCACGGAAGAAUCAAAGGCAAAGAUUACCAAUUAUCUUCUGAUGGCGAUCUCGAAAGAACUCAUAAGGUCUAUCGGAGACGCUGACGCUAAGACUGACACAGAGGAAUGGCAACGUGCGGUAUCCUCAAUGACGUACUCCGUGUACGGCGCGGGCACUUGCGCCAAGGACUCGGAGCGGUGGCGCGGGAACGCGGGGGUUGUGCGCGGGGCCGCGAGGCUCGCGAGUGUGAGCUGUGCGUGUGCGGCCGCGAGACUGUGUGCCGCUGCUCCACACGCUGCUGCUACUGUGAAACAGUGUCAAGAGGAAGUUUUAGAGCAUGGCGAUGUUAAGAUUAUGGAAGAACAGCUAGCAAAUGCGAUAGAAAGUAUAGUUAAUUGUCCAUCUUGUGCACUAGGUACAAAUGCGAUAGUUUGGAGUACGGACGUCUAGUGUCACGUAUAUUUAUAUAUUCACCUCCACCGACCUCACUCUGGUGCCUUCUUUAGUCUAGACAUAAGCGACCUGUAUAUACUUUGUAUUAUAUAACACUUAGGUACACAUUAUAACCUUAAUAUACAAUAUUAUUACGACGAGCAUAUCGAACAAACAUGUACCCUUCUAAUUCGAAUUAAACGAGUUUCUUCCGUGCCAAUUGUGUUUCGUUUUUUGUGUAAAUAAUAAAAUAAGUUUGAAGUCGAUUAUUUGUACUAAAAAUCUCACAAAUCGAUUACUGUAUUACUGGUUUAUGUAUUUUAUUUAACGAAUGAUAUUUCAUUGAUGGAUUAAAUGAAUAUUUAAUAA
Molecule: messenger RNA, 4736 nt
Organism: Colias croceus (clouded yellow)
Lineage: Eukaryota; Metazoa; Arthropoda; Insecta; Lepidoptera; Pieridae
Gene: Pif1A
Product: myosin-7B
Exons: 23
Coding region: 330-4385 (1351 amino acids)
Source: RefSeq, a predicted model, not a curated record